This is a messenger RNA of Loxodonta africana (African savanna elephant), 12411 nucleotides long. RefSeq names its product RNA binding motif protein X-linked 2 (gene RBMX2). The record is from RefSeq and is a predicted model, not a curated record. The transcript is spliced from 6 exons. Gene Ontology annotation, cellular component: U2 snRNP; catalytic step 2 spliceosome; precatalytic spliceosome. Gene Ontology annotation, biological process: mRNA splicing, via spliceosome. NCBI's taxonomy places the organism in Eukaryota, Metazoa, Chordata, Mammalia, Proboscidea, Elephantidae. Bases 47 to 1030 code for a protein of 327 amino acids. Gene Ontology annotation, molecular function: RNA binding.
CUCACCCGGAAGACUAGGUUUCGGUGCAAAGCGGGGACCCACGAAGAUGAACCCUUUGACUAAGGUGAAGCUGAUCAACGAGCUGAAUGAGCGGGAGGUCCAGCUUGGGGUGGCCGAUAAGGUUUCCUGGCACUCCGAGUACAAGGACAGCGCCUGGGUCUUCUUGGGAGGGCUUCCUUAUGAACUGACUGAAGGAGACAUCAUCUGUGUGUUCUCACAAUAUGGAGAGGUUGUUAACAUUAAUCUCGUGAGGGACAAGAAGACUGGAAAAUCCAAAGGGUUCUGUUUCCUCUGCUAUGAAGACCAGAGGAGCACAGUCCUGGCCGUUGAUAACUUCAAUGGGAUCAAGAUUAAAGGACGAACCAUCCGGGUGGAUCAUGUGUCUAACUACCGUGCUCCAAAGGACUCAGAAGAGUUGGAUGAUGUGACCAGAGAGCUCCAGGAGAAGGGCUGUGGGGUGCACACCCCCUCACCAAGUUCGUCUGAGGGCUCUGAUGAUGACAAAUCCACAAAAAAGCACAAAAAAGACAAAAAGGAAAAAAAGAAAAGAAAGAAAGACAAAGACAAGACUGACCAGGAGGUCCAGGCAGAGCCACUAUCCUCCUCUUCAUCACCCAGGAGCAAGAUGAUGAAGGAGAAGGAGGAGCCUGGCUUGAACAAGCACUGCAGCAAGAACUCAGAGAGGGCUCAGAAGGCAGAGUCCAGAGAGGGCCGGAAACACCACCCCAGCUCCCCUGAGGUCAGGACCACCUGGCGCGAUGGAGCGGCAGACCCGGAGAGGGAGCCAAGGAAGGAGAAACCCAAGCAGGAGCUCAAGUCUUCGAGCAGGAGGGAGGAAAGAGAGGAGAAGAACAGGGAUCGGGACAGAGGUCGCAGCUCAGACACACACUCUAGCUGGCCCAACGGUCGUUCUGAAGGGCAUAGUCACAGGAGUAGAAGUAGGAGCCGAGAGAGAUUCCGUAGGCACAAGAGGGCCCGGCAUUCCCGAGACUGGGAGGCCUCUAAUCCCAGUGACCGCAGGCAUAACUGACGCCACGGCCUGCUCAGCCACUCAGGAGUUUGGGAAAUGAACUGUGAUUUAAAAAUGCAGUUACGCUUUUUGCUUUUACUAUUUCCUGUGUAUAAAAUCUCUGGGGCUGCAUUUUUUAAAAUUCCUUGACUAUUAGUGGGAGAGGGCUGUAGUUUCAACAGCCGAGAAUCCUGGGUUAGCACAAUCCAUUGUCCUUGGGAGUAUACUUGUAUUUAUCAGAGUGUGCACCCUACGUUUUGGUUCAGAAAUGUGGCCCCUGAGCCUGUAGAGCCCAGUUUAUGAUGAGAUUGCCAGGAAAGGGAGAAUAACCAGGCAGUUCUAGAAUCCUGGUUUCUGCGCUAGCUGUUUAGAACCCAGCCUUUGCAGGGGGCAGGUAGAACUAUAGAGAGGCGUGACUUACCAGGCUAGGACAGCUCGGUGCUAAUGUUCUUGAGAUCAGCCAGCUACCCUCCCCCUCUUUUUUUUUGUCAAACUUUUUUUCUGUUGAUCUGUCUCUCUCCAUCUUCUCUUUCCCCCUUGCAAUUUAUUUAUUUAUUUAUUUUUACUGAGGGGAAAUUUACUUAACAUAAAACUGAUAUUUUAAAGCAAAUACCGCAGCGGUAUUUGGACAGUCACAGACUUGUGCAGCUACCACCUCUAUCUAGUUCAAAACCUUUUCAUCACCAAAAAAGGAAGCGGCUCAUUAAGCAGUCACUCCCCGUUGCUCCCUCCCUCAGCUGUUGGUAACCAGCAGUCUGCUUUCUGCCUCUGUGGAUUUCCGGGUUCUGGCUAUCUCAUGUAAGUGGCAUCACACAGUGCGCAGUCUUUUGUGUUUGGCUUCUUUGUUUCACCCAAAGGAGCUCUAGUGGUUUAGUGCUCAGCCGCUCACUGAUCGGACCCCCCAGCCACUCCAUGGGAGAAAGCUGUGGCACUCUGCUUCCGUAAAGAUCCAGCCUUGGAAACGUUAUGGGGGUAGUUCUGCUCUGUCAUAUAGGGUUGCUAUGGGUCGGAAUCGACUUGAGGGCAGUGGUUUUGGUAUUUGGUUCUUUCACUCAGCAUGAUGUGUUCGAGGUUCAUGCAUUUUCAGAAUUUCAUCUCUGUUUAUUGGUAGACGAGACUUCAUCUCUCCCUAUGGCUGAAUAAUAAGUACUCCAUUGUAUGUAUAUACUCUCCAUUUUUUAAAAUAGUAUUUUAUAGUUUUCAGUGUGAGUCUGGUACUUUGGGGUUAAAUUUAUCCCUGAGUGCUUUAUACUUUUUGAUGCUAUUUUAAGUGGAGUUGUUUUCUUUUUGGCUUAUUCUGUGCUUUAGAUAUAGAAAUAGAAAUGUAUAUUUUUUCAGCUAUACACAGGUAUAAAUCACUUGGCAUAUAAUUUACACAUUUAACGUGUACAAUUAAAUGGUUUUGAGUAUAUUCACAGAUGUGUACAACCAUCACCACAGCUAAUUUUAGACUUAUUCUCAUCACCUCCAGAGGAAACCCUGCACGCUUUAGUUUUUACCCCCCUCCACACACAUCCCCUCCAACCCUGAUCAGCCACUGAUCUCCUUGCUGUCUGUAGAGAUUGGCCUAUUCGGGACAUUUCAGUCAAGUGGAAUUACGAUAUGUAGUCUUUGUGUCCGGCUUCUGUCACUUAGCGAGAUGCUUUCAAGGCUCAUCCAUGUGGUAGCAUGUAUCAGUAUUUCUUUUCUGCAUGUGUAGCAUUCUAGUCGAUGUUUCUGUCACAGUCUAUCCAUGCCUCAGUUGAGGGACAUUUGGGUGGUUUCUGCCUUUUGCCUAGCCAGCUCCCUUCUUAGGUUCCAGAUGGACCAGGCUACCUUCUGGGUUUAGUCUGCUUUUCAAGUAAGCUGUUCUUGCUGGGAUAGGAACACUUUGCUGCUCCAUUGCGUAUCUUUCUGGUCUGCUUGGCAUUUGUUUCUCAUUUGAGAAUCUUCUUCUAUUUUAUCAGUCCCUUAUGAGCUUGGUAGAAGAUAGUUCGCGGGCCCUUAAUACCCAGGAUGAAAUGAAGAUUGAAUUUCUGACCCUGCAAAACUGAGGAUCAGACCCUUACUGGUGAGCACCAAGUUCAGUGAUCUUAUGUGUUAGUUUGGGUCUUAGAUUAGAUGCGCAAGAAUAUAUUGUGGAAAACACUUAUGAAGGAAAAUGGGGAGGAGUCUGGAGGAGGCAGGGAGAGCUGUCAGGCUGUCUGCAGGUCUAACCUCUGUGGAGGGGAGAGGGAAGGAAUGAAGAGUGGGUAGGCAAAGUCUUGGACUGUGGUGCCAUUCUGAGAACGUUGCAGCAAGAUCAUACACAGUUGCCUGCCAGACGAGUCCCGCUAGAUCAGCCUUGGUAAGCACGGGUUCCUGUUGGUGGGCUUCCGUCUCAGCCACUGUAGCCACUCUGCUCACUACCUGUUGUACCAGUUCCGUGGUAGCCAGUGGAGAAGGCCUACAUCACCUGGCUGCGGCGUUUUAUUUGCAUGGCCAUUCAGUGCCUGUUCCAUGGUAGGUGUUCUCUGGUGGGUGUUGACAUGUGAUCCUAAAAUCACACACUGCCUACUCCCAUAUGCCCAUCCACAUGCCUGUACACCAGGCCUCCUUAUCUCUGACACUCCAGUCCUUUUCCUUCCAGACUCCCAACUAGAUGGCCAGACCAUUGGCUCAGUCCCAGAAAUGUGAGUGAAUAUAUAUAUGUAUAUAUCAUGGGAGAAACCCUUGGGGGCAGUUCUGCUCUGUCCUAUACGGUCACUAUGAGUCGGAAUCAACUUGCUGGCGUGCAACAAAUAUAUAUUAAAUAAAUGUCCUUACUUCAGACUGCUUUUUCCACACCAAGUAGAUGGUCAAAUGCACCACUUGCAGCUUCAUCCACUGGACAGAGUUGCCCUCUCCGCCCUGAAUGUGACUAAUGCAGAUACCAGCCAUCUUAGUGUGUGGCCAUAUGCAGAGCUGACCCAUCUGUAAACCAAGCUUGGGCAUUUUCCUCCUUGAGCUGGUUUUACAGGAACCCCCCAUAUGGCCAUAGAUACAGAGAUGUGAUAGGGGCCGCCACCCCUGCAUCCUGUUAUCAGGAGUCGUUGAGUUGGUUCUGACUCAGAGACCCAGUGCACAACAGAAUGAAACGCUGCCGGUCCUGCACCAUCCUCACAUUCGUUAAGCUUGAGCCCAUUGUUGCACCCACUGUGUCAAUCCAUCUCAUUGAGGGUCUUCCUCUUUUUCUCUGACCCACUCCUUUACCAAACAUGAUGUCCUUCUCCAGGGAUAGGUCCCUCCUGAUAACAUGUCCAAAGUACAUGAGAUGAAGUCUCGCCAUUGCUUCUAAGAAGCAUUCUGGCUGUAUUUCUUCCAAGACAGAUUUGUUUGUUCUGGCAGUCCAUGGUAUACUCAGUAUUCUUCACGAACACCAUAAUUCGAAGGCAUCAGUUCUUCUUUGGGCUUUUGUAUUCAUUGUCCAGGUUUUGCAUGCAUCCUGUAGGUCUUUAAUAAUGGCAUUAAUCUUCUCCAUCCCCCCUGGGAUGUAGUAUUGUCUUUGAUUUAUUUAUCAGGGUUCUACCAGAGGAACAGCCAGUAGAAGGGGUGUGUGUGUGUGUGCGUGCGUGUAUGUGUAUGUUGUUGUUGGGUGCCAUCGAGUCGGUUUCAACUUAUAGCGACCCUAUAGCACAGAGUAGAACUGCCCUGUAGGGUUUCCAAGGAGCGCCUGGUAGAUUUGAACUGCCAACCUUUUGGUUAGCAGCCAAGAUUUAUUUCAAGGAAUUGGCUUAUGCAAUUGUGAAGUCUUGCUAGGCAAGUUUAAAAUUUAGGGCAGGCUGGCAACUGGACAGGAGCUGAGGGUGCAGUUGACAGGUGAAUUUCUUCCUCGGGGAAGCCGUAGUUUUGCACUUUUGGCCCUCAGUGAUUGGAUGAGGCUCACCCAGAUUAUCGAGGAUAAUCUCCUUUAUUUAAAGUCAGUGACUGUAGAUGUUAACCACGUCUACAAAAUACAUGCAGAGCAACAACAUCUAGAUUAGCGUGUGGUUGAGUAAGUGGGUACUGUAGCCUAACCAUAGCGAUGCUGUGUAUGUCAGAGCAGAACUGUGCUCCAUAGCGUUUUCAGUGGCUGAUUUUGGGGAAGCAGAUUGCCACGCCUUUCUUCUGAGGCACCUCUGGGCAGACUGGAAUCUCCCAUCUUUUGGUCAGCAGCCAGUUGUGUUUACUGUUUUCACCAGUCAGAGUAGACUCCAUGGCAGCUGGUCACUGGUUAUUGCCUAGCCAAGUUAACACAAAACUAACCAUCACGAUUUACUGUCUUGUCCAUGGGGGGUGGGGCAGUUUCAGAGGUUUCCCCUUGGCCUUCCUCACUGUGAUAGCUCUUACCCUACAGGCCAAGGGCCCACGUGGGGGUUACUCCAAUGACCAAGUGUAUCAAUUCCAGUCACACUUGGGGACCGGGAAAAUGAAGAAGCUGAGGGAAGUGAGCGUGCUGGCAUGGACAUAGUAUGUGGGGCCCAAAACCCCACCGGAGGCUAGUGUUCCACAGGAGGCCUAGAGGACACCCCAUUUACCAAGGCCAUGAGGAAUGCACCGGUGCAGGGGGCCCUGGUAUCACCGAGAGGUUCAGAGGUGCUCUCCUCUUCAGUCAGGCCAGGGGGUUAAAUCCUGUGUCCUAAGGAACUGGUCCCCAGGUCUAUGAAUCCUUGUUUUUCUAUCCAGCCUUGUAUUUUGGACCUCUUGAUAUGCUGUGUGCCAUCUAGUAGAUUCGGAUUCAUAGCAACCCCAGCGGAGAGCAGCCCCAUAGGGUUUCCAAGGCUGUCAUCUUUCCAGAAGCAGACUGCCACAUCUUUCUCCCAUGUGGAGUGGCUGGUGGGUUCAAACUGCCGACCUUUGGUUAGCAGCUGAGCGCUUAGCCAUUGUGCCACCGGAGCUCCUUCCUCUCUAGCUAAAAAAACCCAAACCUGUUGCCAUGUAAGUUGAUCCUGACUGAUAGCGACCCUAUAGGACAGAGUAGAUCUGUCCCAUAGGGUUUUGAAAGCUGUAAUCUUUUUUUUUUUAAUUUUUAUUGUGCUUUAAAUGAAAGUUUACAAAUCAAGUCAGUCUCACAAAACCUUAUAUACACCUUGCUGUAUACUCCUAGCUGCUUAAAGUGACAUCUUUUCUUUUUAACACUUUAAAGAGGUCUUUUGCAGUCAGUGCAAUAUGUCUUUUGAUUUCUUGACCGCUGCUUCCGUUGGACGUUGAUUGUGGAUCCAAGUAAAAUGGAAUCCUUGACAACUUCAGUCUUCCCUCUGCUUAUUAUCAUGAUGUGGCUUAUUGGUCCAGUUGUGAGGAUUUUUGUUUUCUUUAUGUUGAGGUAUAAUCCAUACCGAAGGCUCUGGUCUUUGAUCUUCAUCAGUUAAGUACUUCAAGUCCUCUUCACUUUCAGCAAGCAAGGUUGUGUCAUCUGCAUAUCGCAGGUUAUUAACGAGUCUUCCUCCAAUCUUGAUGCUGUGUGUUCUUCAUAUAGUCUGGGUUCUGGGAUUAUUUGCUCAGCAUUCAGAUUGAAUAAGUACCAUGAAAGGAUAUAGCCCUGAUCACGUUCUGAUUUAAAUCAUGCAGUAUCCCCUUGUUCUGUUCAAACACCUGCCUCUUGGUUUCUGUGCAGGUUCCACAUCAGGACAAUUAAGUCUUCUCCCAAUGUUAUUAAAAAUCCGACAAAACCCUGUUGCCGUGUAGUCAAUUCUGAUGCAUAGUGACCCUAUAGGACAGAGUAGAACUGCCCCAUAGAGUUUCAAGGAGUGCCUGGUGGAUUUGAACUGCUGACCCUUUGGUUAGCAGCCGUAGCACUUAACUACUACACCACCUGCAAUGCUGUUAGGAAGCUUUAAAUUUUAUUUUUAAUUUUUAUUGUGCUUUAAGUGAAAGUGUACAAGUCAGACUCUCCUACAAAAACUUACACACACCUUGCUGUGUACUUCUAGCUGCUCUCCCCCAAUGUGACAGCACACUCCUCCUCUCCAUUCUGUAUUUCUCCUGUCCAUUCAGCCAGCUCCUGUUCCCCUCUGCCGUCUCAUCUCCCCUCCAGACAGGAGCUGCCCACAUAGUCUCAUGUGUCUACUUGAGCCAAAACCUCACUCCUCACCAGUAUCAUUUUGUCUUACAGUCCAGUCCAAUCCCUGUCUGAAGAGUUGGCUUCAGGAAUGGUUCCAGUCUUGGGGUAACAGAGGGUCUGGGGGCCAUGACCUCUGGGGUCCCUCCAGUCUCAGACCAUUAAGUCUGGUCUUUUUAUGAGAAUUUGAGGUCUGCAUCCUACUGUUCUCCUGUGCCAUCAGGGAUUCUCUGUUAUGUUCCCUGUCAGGGCAGUCAUCGAUGGUAGUCAGGCACUGUCUAGUUCUUCUGGUCUCAGGCUGAUGUAGUCUCUGAUGUAUGUGGCCCUUUCUGUCUCUUGGGUUCGUAAUUACCUUGUGUCUUUGGUGUUCUUCAUUCUCCUUUGCUCCAGGUGAAAGCUGUAUGUAAUCUUUGUGGAAACACUGCCACUUCUUUCUCCUGUGGAGCAGCUGGUGGAUUCAAACUGCCAACCUUUAGGUUCGCAGUCAAGCGCUUAACGACUGUGCCAGCAGGGUUUCUUCCUCUUCAUCUAGCACCCUUGAAAUCCAAACCCGGGGCUCUCCAUUGACUCCUGCCUGUACAUGCCAGCUAAUUCCUGCCACUCUUUGGUGCCUUUGGUUUUAGCCCUGGUUAUCAGCUUAGUAAUCAGGAGAGGAGCUCGAGACAGUUCCUUCAGGGGCACUGGCUGCCUUGUCUGGGAGUGGCCUCUGCAGAAUCUUCUGGCACAGGGGAAGUGCUCGCUCUUAACUAAGGCAGAGUGGGCCACCUCUGCAAAUUGAAUGUUGGGCAGGAGUGUCUGCAGAGCCAAUACUCUCAGGGGUGUCCAUCCAGAUGUCCCUAUCCCAUGUUUCAGGGUCCAGGUGUUCCCAGCCAAGGCCCUGACUUCAAAGAGCGGACCUGUGAUGUAUUCAGUGGGGAGCAUCUAAUGUUGGUCAGCUGUGUCGUCCGUCCCUCCCCCUCCACCCCGUGCAGAAGAGGGCCUCUGUCAGCUGCUGCAGAAGCCCUCUGGCUCUCAUGUAGUCUUUAACCAUGUGUUAACUGUCUCGUUAUCCUCUGCAGGAUAUCAAUACAAGUCCAUGGUGUCCAGCCGUCUCCCUCAGGUUUGUAAGCCUUGUUCCUCCUGUAUUUGUCAAGUCUGAAUCAGUGUGCCUGCCAGUGCAUUCUCCUCUGUUUUCUCAGGUCAUCAGCAGAGAAAUCUUUAGCAGCUGGACUGCCACCCUGGGCCUGGGGCUCUCCGUGCCCCACAUACCCUACAGGAUGGUACCCGUUCUGUCCACCAGGCAAUGGGUGAGACAGGCCCAGAGCCCUGUCUUCCUGUCUCCUGUUUUCUCAGACCACCCCUGGUACCCCUUGGUAUCUGAGGAGCAGGUGCCAAGAUAUGGGAUUAGACAUGCAAGAGCUUUUUAAGGGAAAAUACCCAAGAGGAAACAUGGAGAGGGAGCCAGAGGAGGCUGGGAGAGCCGUCAGACUUGAUGCAGCUGUGACCUCUGUGGAGGAGAGAGGGUAGGAAGGAAGGAUGGGCAGAAGUCAGAUUGCUGUGCUUUUCUCAGAAUGUUUUUGCAAAGCAAAUGGGUGUGUGUGGGACAGGCAGUCCACCGGGGGCCUCGAGCACCCCUGCGUGUUCUUGGGGAGUGUCUUAAACCGGAGGGCUCAUUCAUCUCCCGCUAGGGAACCAUUUCUGUAACUAGUCACAUGAACAGCUAAGUAGGGCCAAGGUGACCCCAGUAUGACUACUCACCAACUGCCUGCUUCUCAGGGGAAGGGGCUGGUUGGUUGGCUUAUUGCUCAGAAAGUGCUAGACCCUGGGCUUCUCAGCUGCAGUGCAACCCCCUGUAUGUGGGGUAUCCAUCUGAACCUGUCACAUUGUCCUGGGGGGCUUGGGGACAGGGGAACUGGCAAAACUACACUGAUGCUUCUGCUGGUUGUUGGGUUGUCAGUAAUAAGCUGUCUUUGCUCUAACCCAGUCUGUCUACUUUCAACACCUAUGGAACAGUGGUAGGCUUACUCCUUGCUGUCCUGCAUGAGCCUGGGGGUCCUCCUGCCGGCAUCCCUGACCCAAAGUUGCCUGUUUGGGGAGUCCUGUGUCUUCCAGGAAUGGCCUGCUUUAGUACCUCUGCCACACUCAGUCACUGGCUGGGAGCAGUCUGGGGAAGUGUGGCCUGGGUGCAAACGCAGUGGUCGGUUUCAGCGGAGCUGGAUGUUUGAGCUAAGCAGCUGGGGCCAUCAGCCGACUGUAGUCCCUGCAGUCAGAGAUCUGAGAGGGUGGCCUGGUCUGAAACAACCAACUAGCCACUGGUUUUCGUGAACCUUUGGGAACAGGGAAUGUUUACUUGUUCCCUUCAUGGGGUGGGGGGAGAGUUUCACUUCACAGAGGACAGUUGGAAUCCACUGGUGGACAAAUUCCCAGCUGAACAGCUGCAUUGAAAUGCUUAUUAAGAAUGCUUUUUUUAGUGCUUGUGUAUCAGUAUUUGAUGUGGCCUAAUUAACACAUGGAAACCCUGGUGGCGUAGUGGUUAAGUGCUACGGCUGCUAACCCAAGGGUCGACAGUUCAAAUCCGCCAGGCGCUCCUUGGAAACUCUACGGGGCAGUUCUACUCUGUCCUAUAGGGUCGCUAUGAGUCGGGAUCGACUUGACGGCACUGGGUUUGGUUUGGUUUUGGUAAUUAACACAUAAGUCUGUCUCCUUUUGCUUCCUUUAGCCUUUUGGGAAAGGUCCCUAAGUGGUGCAAAUGGUUUGAGCUUGGCUGCUAACCUAAAAGUUGGCAGUUCAAACCUACUCAGUGGUACCGCAGUCUAUGGAGCAGUUCUGCUCUGUAACAUAUGGGUCGCCAUGAGUUGGAAUUGACUCCAUGGAAACAAACAACAAGAAGCCUAUUGGGGCAUGUACCAAACUUGGCAGUGUAUGGACUCAUUGAAUCCUAAACGGGAAAGAAUCCUUAUCUGGACUCCCUUCUGUAAACAUGAUUGAAGCUCCCUCUGAAAGGAAUAACCUGCUCAUUGUCUAAAUGGUAUGCCAGUGAACUGUACAGCAUUCCACGCUGUGCUGUUGUGACCAAGGAACAAAGUCCACCAUUUCCGGGUGUCUUAUAAUUGAUCUGAAAAUGUAAACUCCGAAGAUGUAAUUUGGGGUGUGAUUAUUUGCACUACGAAGGAUUUAACCUGGAGUUCUUCCUGAUUUUUGCAAGUGUUAUUGGAAACUGCAUCAGAGAAUAGAUGAUAAAAGCAGGUCAUAGUUUUCAGUAGGAAACAAGCAACAAUUAUAUUUGCGAUCAGCAUUUGGUGUUCUAUAAAUUAUGGUCAAUACUAUGUCAGGAAAAAGUGGUUGCAACAUCAAUCAGUAAAAAUACUCAAAUCAUGUGCCAGGUCGUAUAAAAAGGCAAAACCGAAUGAUCCGUGUUAAUUAUGUUACCUCUAAAGUAUACACUUAUCACACAAAGGUAUAGAUGUUGUAACUGCGUAUUUAAUCCAAAACCAGUAUACUCUCUGUGAUGAACAUUAGUUAAAAUUUUGGUUACUUUUGCCCAGUUUAGAAUUUAGAAAAGUAUUUGGGGGAUGAUAAAAAAUGACCUAACCUCUUCAAGGAAACCCUGGUGGUGUAGUGGUUAAGUGCUACAGCUGUUAACCAAAAGGUCAGCAGUUCGAAUCCACCAGGUGCUUCUUGGACACUCUGUGGGGCAGUUCUACUCUGUCCUGCGGGGUCACUAUGAGUUGGAAUCGACUCGACGGCAAUGGGUUUCACCUCUUCAAAGAAGUUUUGAACUAAUGGGUUGCCUUUUUUCUGUACUGGCUGUAUAUUUUUAAAUUUCCUUGUGGUGAAAUAUAUGUAACAAAACCUUUGCCAUUUCAACCAUUUUGUGGGUGCAACGCAGUGACAUGAAUUACAUUCCCCAUGUUGUGCAACCAUUGUGGUUUCCAAAUCUGGAUGUAUAUUACUUAUUAAUAAAAAAAUACUAAAAAUUCAGAUUAGUGUUUGUCAUUAAUUGUGGACCUUUAAAAAAAAAAUGAUGCUGCUGCCUGCGAUGAACGGCAGUAUGUAAGGGCAGGAAUAAGAAGUGAGCAAAUGAAGGCAGUCAUGUUUUGGGAUAGGUGGUAUUUAGGCAGGAGAACUGCCUGCCACUCUAUUUGCUAAUAUUCAGGUAACCUAACAUUUAUGGACUAGAAAUACUGCAUAAAGGGAGUUUACUUGUCUAGAACUGUUUCCCCAGGGAGUUCUGGAUAAGGCUGGCACUUUACUCUGACCUAACUUCUUGGAUAAAGCUGGGGCUGAGGGGAUAGAGGGAUUCCAGAGUGGUGGUGUCAGGACAGAAGUGGUGUUUCUGUCCACAGAAGCCGUAUCUAGCCAAACACCAUAUUUGGGGCCAGCUGGUGCAGGUUUUGAUCUGCAAUUUGUGAUUAGUUGCGUUAGCGGCCUCUGGUAUCCUAGGUGAGGCCUAUCCUCUCUCCAUCAACUGAGUUUUGGCAAGUGCAGGGGAGCAAGAACGUCUAGAAAUCAGGGCCUUCCCCUGGCCACACUGGUGGCUCAUGUGUCUCCAAGGGGAUAAGUGCGGAUGCCUGGCGGCUUCAAAGCCCCUCUGAGAAGUCAGGUUCCUGGAAUUUCCUAGGUGUUCUUUUUUUCAGGGCUAGGCUUUGGAAAUGAACUUUCAGGGACCCCCUCAACCUAACCUGAACUGCCUAGUGCCUGUGAGGUGGUGUGGCCUUGUACUAACUAGCCCUGCACUGUCCCUUACAGUUGCCAUGAGCCAUAUGUAGCUACUUAAAUAGACGGACAUUAAAGAUUCAGUUCCUCACACUAGUGACUUGACAGCCAUAUGUGGCCAGUGACUACCGCAUUAUAUCAUGCAUAUGUAGUCUCUUUCUACCGUCACAGAACAUUCUAGUGAACAGCGCUGAACUAGACCAUUCAGGUAUGAAUUUUAUAUAGCUACGUGAUCUAAGAUGAAAGUCUCUCUGGGACUUUGCAUGCCUACCUACAUGCUACCUGUCCUUUGAGGCUUAACUCAAUCCCAGUUCCUCCAGGGCAUUUUUCCUGACCACUCCAGCUCCCAGUGAGGACUCCCCUUCACUGAUCCCCCUAGAGCCCCCAGAAUACUUGAUGAGAUGGUCUUACUGGUCUCAAAUGUUUGCUUGUAAAUUCAUCUUAUCUUCCCAGUGGGGCUGCAAGGCCCUUAAGAGCAGAGUUUAGACCCUACCAACCAUGCCCGGUAGGCACACCUAUCUAUAAAGCAUGGUCCUUCUUCUCAUGCCAAAAUGCCCAUCAAAAGCACUUCUCAAACCCUCCUUUUCUCUGCUGCCUUUGUACUUUCUCUGCUCUAAUUUUCAGUAUUACAAGAAUCAGCUUGUAGGACAAAGCAUUAUGCUUCAAAAACCAU